Molecule: messenger RNA, 666 nt
Organism: Arabidopsis thaliana (thale cress)
Lineage: Eukaryota; Viridiplantae; Streptophyta; Magnoliopsida; Brassicales; Brassicaceae
Product: Thioredoxin superfamily protein
Exons: 1
Coding region: 149-457 (102 amino acids)
Cellular component (GO): cytoplasm; nucleus
Source: RefSeq, marked reviewed
AUCAAACACAAACUCAAAAUUAUCUCUUAUCUUCACCCAAAGAUUAUAAGCUCUCUACACUUUUUUGUAGUAUAGUCUCUUAUUUCAGUCAAAAGACACACAUUUGCAUCCUCCGUGAAUCACUUUCUUCAGAAAAUUUACAAAAACAAUGGAGAACCUACAGAAGAUGAUCUCUGAGAAGUCGGUAGUAAUUUUUAGCAAGAACUCAUGCUGCAUGUCUCAUACAAUUAAGACUCUCUUCUUAGACUUUGGCGUGAACCCGACUAUCUAUGAGCUCGACGAGAUCAACAUAGGAAGGGAGAUAGAGCAAGCAUUGGCUCAGCUCGGAUGCAGCCCGACCGUUCCGGUGGUGUUCAUUGGAGGGCAGCUUGUUGGUGGAGCCAAUCAAGUCAUGAGUCUCCAUCUCAACCGCUCCCUUGUUCCUAUGCUUAAACGUGCUGGAGCAUUAUGGCUUUAACUUCAAAAUAAAUGUAAUUUCAAAUAUAUAAUGCAAUUAAGUUACUAUAAUUAAAGUGAACAAAGAAAACAUACACAAGAAUGUAUGUAUGAGUUAAUGCUAUGUCUAUCUAAGUUUUAAAAAGAUAGAUUAUCCGGUUGCCUAUUUUGUAAACACUGGUUCUAUUAUAAUAAAUUCAGCUACUCUUGGAUUUCUCCUUUCCAAUGUGC